AAAGGUAGAGUGAGAGUCAGACUGAAAAAGGGAAAGGGAGGGGGUGAGCUUUAUAUGUUGCUUACAUGUUUAUCAUGCAGAAAAAAAAAUAAAUUUAGACUUAAAAAAAAAUAACUUGAGGAUGGCUUGAGAAGUGUGUCUGCAGUAGCUGCAGCCAAAGCCCUGACCACACUUCCACUUGUGCUGAGGAGACUGCAGGCGACCCGGCCCUUCUUUCGCUGGCCAGCCGCCGCGAUGCCAAGUCAAGUGCAAGCCAAUUGAGUCGCCAUCUUUCCUGGAGUUAAUUUAUGCAAAGCACCAGUGGAGGACUGACGCCAAAACCGACUGCUCCAAACAGGAGUCAGCCUGCGGACAGUGGCUGCGCCUACUUCCCAGUUGAAUCUGAAUUGGAGGCUUUCUUGAAGAGGAGCGAAACAGCAGCAGCCCCUGCCACGCAAAACUGGCCUUCACGACGCCUCUCCUUCCGACGGAGCAUCAAGCUGAGAUGCCAUAAAUCAAAGGUGAUGGUGUCAUCCUGAUUCAGUCUUUCGUGACUUGGGAGUCCCUAAAUCCCAAAUUUGUAUAGCUUUGGAAAACCCUGGAAGUACCUGGAAUUCUGGGAAUAUCUCACCAAAUCUUCUCAAGGUGCCCAGGCACCGGAUCAAUAGCUUUAUAUUCAACAAAGACAAACUGGCCGUCUCUGCUGGCUUUUCAUCAUCUCUGUGACGACCCCACUGUGACCUGGAGGACGCCAGACUUUUCCCCGCCGACUUUCAACGGACACUUCUGAAGAAACUUCUGUGUGGUGGGAACGCAAACUGAAACUUCAUCAGGCCUGGAUGCGAUGAACGCCUCAUGUAGGCAUCAGCAUGGACAGCUGUGAGUCUCCCGUGGUUUCUGGGACAGACGAUGGGCUCAGCUCCACCCAGCAACAGCAACCACCACAGCCCUGGACUGAUCACUCUAGCCUGAAGGGUCCUUGCGCCAACCAAGCCCCUUCCCUGCAACCCCUGCCUUUUUCUUCUCCAUAUCCGUCUCAAGCCAACAAACACAGUGCUCCACAUGACGGGGUGAGAGAUCUUCAGUCCCAGCAACCCAAACAGACAUCCCCAAAGACCCACAGUCAUAGUCCUGUGACAGGUCAACUGAACUCCAGAGCAGACGGUCUUGCGAUAGAAGCGCAAGAAGGUGCCAGCUGUGGUGAAGAGGGAGAAUCGGAGGACUUGGAUGAUAUGGAGAUUGACAGCUGUUUCACGAGUCUUCAACCCUUUCCAGGGAUGCCGAUGGCCACUGGAGGAGGUGGCAUGGCCACUCUUUUGGGGCACCAGUCAACGCAACAGCUUGGAAUGCCCGAAAGUGGGAGUGAGGAAGGGGAAGAGGAAGAAGAGGAGGAGAACAGUGAUGUGGAGAACCUGGCAGGAGAGAUAGUCUACCAACCAGAUGGCUCAGCCUACAUCGUGGAGAGCCUUAGUCAGUUGAUCCAAAGCGGUGGGAGUAUGGUACCCGGCCUGCUUCCCACAAACUCUCCCAAUAGUGGUGGAAAGCCGGGAGAACCUGCUGGGACUUCAUCAUCAGUUUACCCUCAAAUCAUCAACACUUUCCACAUAGCCUCGUCCUUUGGGAAGUGGUUUGGCAACUCAGACCAAGGUUAUCCCAAUACCUCAACGGUGGCAGGUCUCAGUCCUGUCCUGCACAGUUUCCGUGUGUUUGAUGUGCGGCACAAAAGCAACAAAGAUUACCUAAAUAGUGAUGGAUCUGCCAAGAAGUCCUGUGUUUCCAAAGAUGUUCCUAACAAUGUGGAUUUCUCCAAAUUUGACGGACUUGCGCUUUAUGGCAAGGGUAAGCCAAUUCUCAUGUGUUUUCUCUGCAAGCUUUCCUUUGGCUACGCUCGUUCCUUUGCCACUCAUGCCGUCCAUGACCAUCGCAUGACCCUGUGUGAGGACGAGCGAAGGUUACUGGGGGACAAGAAUGCAUCUGCCAUUAUUCAGGGCAUUGGGAAGGACAAAGAGCCCCUUAUCAGUUUUCUGGAACCAAAAACUAAAAGCACUCCUCCGCCACCCAACCCGCUUUCUGUUAAUUCUGGUCAAAGCUUCUACGGUACUUUUAGUGGUGUGCACCUGGAAAGCGGUGGCAGUGGCGGAAGCAGUGAGAACUUCGUGAACAAAGACUCUGGCCUCCAGCAGCAACAACCACAUCUUAACUCUGUGCAGUCACUCGGAGGGCUAAAUUCUCCCAUAGCAUCCACUCUUACCUCAUCCUCAGGCUCCGCCAAAGACUCCGGUGCCCUUUCCAAACAGGGAGGGAGAACAGAGGAGCCGGUUGGGAAAGAGUUGGCAUGUAAAGGAGAAGACGGGAGCCCACAGGGACACAAAAACAAGACACACUUGUCAAAUCAGACGGGAGGAUUAGAGGAAGAGCAGAAUGAACUGUUUUUAGGGGAGCAGGAUGAGGCGGAGGCAGAAGGCAUGAAGGCAGUCUAUGGUGGUAACAGUAGCAGUGGCAGGAGUGAAGCGGUUGAAGCAGCUGUCUCAAACCAAAGCAUUUCCAAAUCUCCUUUAUUAAUGCCUAGUAGCACUCUCCAGCCUUCUGCCUGCUCCCCUGUGGUCAGUUCUACACUUAACAGCAAAGCCCCAGCUUCCACAUCCUCUUCUGUCAAAGAAGAAGGUGCAGUUACAGAUGGCGGGAGCAGAACUUCAGAGCGCCCUCUAAGCUUUAACUGCCAGGGUUCUACCGAUCCCAUGGCGAUGACAGCAACCACUGUCAGAAGGAACGAGGAUGACACUACCUGCACCUCUUCCUCACCUCUGUCCUCCAAUGCUGCUGCUGAUGAAAGUGCCAAUCAAGAUAGUGCCACAGCUCCAGAACCAAAUGAUUGCCCAGCAGAGGGGGAGGAGGAAAAUGGAGCCCUUCUGCACCAUCACCACAUGCACCACCAUCAUCAUCACCUCCACCCUUCAUCUCAUGGACACGCUCACCCCCACCCCGGGGGAUCUUGUGACACGACAGGGAUAGCAGAGUGCUCACAGAAUCAUGGUCCAAGCGUCAGCGGAGGAAGUGGAAUAGAAUGUCCCAAGUGCGACACUGUUCUGGGUUCUUCCCGCUCUUUGGGUGGUCACAUGACCAUGAUGCACUCGCGCAACUCAUGCAAGACUCUGAAGUGUCCCAAAUGCAACUGGCAUUAUAAGUACCAGCAGACUCUGGAAGCCCACAUGAAAGAGAAACAUCCAGACUCUGGAGGCUCCUGUGUUUACUGCAGUAGUGGUCAGAGCCACCCUCGACUGGCCCGUGGAGAAAGUUAUACCUGUGGAUACAAGCCUUUUCGCUGUGAGGUGUGCAACUACUCCACCACAACAAAGGGCAACCUAAGUAUCCACAUGCAGUCGGACAAACAUCUAAAUAAUAUGCAGACACUCCAGAAUGGAGGUUCUAUAGGUUCAGCACAGGAUCAGGUGUUUGGACAUGGUCCUGGAGGAGUGGUGGCGGUCCCAUCCGUGACACAGGCUAACAGCCUUCACCCUUCUCACCACCAUCCUCCACAGUCUUCUGUGGCUGGACCGUGUGGCGCCCCCUCACCAACCAAGCCAAAAAGCAAACCUACUUGGCGGUGUGAGGUAUGUGACUACGAGACAAAUGUGGCACGGAAUCUUCGUAUCCACAUGACCAGCGAGAAGCACAUGCACAAUAUGAUGUUGCUCCAGCAGAAUGUGACUCAGAUGCAGCAUGGCCGACUGGGAUUGGGCGCCAUGCCCUCCCCGUCUGAGGCUGAGCUUUACCAGUAUUACCUGGCGCAGAAUAUGAGCCUGCCACCCGGCCUCAAGAUGGACCCAGCAGGACCCGAGGCUCAGUUUCUCAUGGGCAACUUCCACCUGGAUCCCAACAUGGCAGCGCUAGCUCCUGCACUUGUAGGUGGAGAUAUUCCAAUGGACAUGCGGCUCGGUAGCGGGCAGUUGGUGUCAGAGGAACUGAUGAACCUGGGAGAGAGCCUAUCCCAAACCAGCGAUCCCUCCCUCAAGCUUUUCCAAUGCGCCGUGUGCAACCGCUUCACCACCGACAACCUGGACAUGCUGGGUAUGCACAUGGGAGCGGAGCGAAGCCUGCCGGAGGAAGAGUGGCGCGCCGUGGUGGGCGACUCCCACCAGUGCAAGUUGUGCCACUACACCACGCAGCUGAAGGCCAAUUUCCAGCUCCAUUGCAAGACUGACAAGCACGUUCAAAAGUACCAGCUUGUGGCUCACAUCAAAGAAGGCGGCAAAGGCAACGAGUGGCGGCUCAAAUGCGUGGCGAUUGGUAACCCGGUGCAUCUGAAGUGCAACGCGUGUGACUACUACACCAACAGCCUGGAGAAGCUGAGGAUGCACACCGUCAAUUCACGUCACGAGGGGAGCCUCAAACUCUACAAGCACCUGCAGCAGCAUGAAAAUGCGGUGGAGGGUGAUGCCUGCUACUACCACUGUGUGCUGUGCAACUACUCGACCAAGGCCAAGCUCAACCUGAUCCAGCAUGUGCGCUCCAUGAAGCACCAGCGCAGCGAGAGCCUAAGGAAACUCCAGCGCCUGCAGAAGGGUCUUCCGGAGGACGAAGAAGACCUGAGCUCCAUAUUCACCAUCCGCAAAUGCUCCUCUUCGGACACAGGAGAGCUGAGCGAGGAUGUGGAAGCUGUUAGCGAGACCACCACAGACCAGGAGGACCAAACCAAAGACAGAGAAAGUGGGGGGGAGAAGGAGCUCACCAAAGGCACAGGCCUCCUGGAACGGACCCAGUCUGACUCUCCGAACCCUUCGAAAAGGCCUUCCUCGCGCUCAGAUUUGUCAGAGAGUCCGCUGUCCUCCAAGCGUCCCAAGACUGCAGACAAGAAGGCUGCGGAGCAGAUGUACCAGUGCCCCUACUGCAAGUUCACCAACACUGACCUGAACCGUCUGAGAAUGCAUGUGAUGAACCAGCACUCUGUGCAGCCCAUGCUGCGCUGCCCGCUCUGCCAGGACAUGCUGAACAACAAGAUCCACCUGCAGUUCCACCUCACACAUCUACACAGUGUGGCGCCGGACUGUGUUGAAAAGCUGAUAGCCACAGUCACAGCGACUGACGUGCUGCCAGCUAGCAUGUUCAUACCUGUAUCAAGUCCGGACGCGGAGUCGCAGAGCACCCCUCUUGGCACAGCCAACGCCAAUCCUGAGGAAGCCAAGAAACAAGCGGAUGCUACAGAUGCUGAGCAAGAGAAGGGGGCGUCGCUCCCCACGGACGUAGCCGAAGCACGCAAGUCACCGCUCGAAGAUCAAAACUCUGAGAGGGAAGAUGCAACAGGAUUUCUGUGCUGGAAAAAGGGCUGUAACCAAGUCUUUAAGUCGUCCAACUCCUUGCAAAUGCACUUCAACGAAGUCCACAACAAGAGGCCCCAGCUGCCUGUUUCAGAUCGCCAUGUGUACAAAUAUCGCUGCAACCAGUGCAGCUUGGCUUUUAAGACUGUGGAGAAACUGCAGCUUCAUUCUCAGUAUCACGUCAUCCGGGCUGCCACCAUGUGCUGCCUCUGUCAACGAAGCUUUAGAACACUGCAAGCCUUGAAGAAACAUUUGGAAACCAGCCACCUGGAGCUCAGUGAAGCUGAUAUCCAGCAGCUGUAUGGAGGGUUGCUGAUGAACGGUGACAUCAUGGUCAUGGGUGACCCAUCGCUCAGUGAGGAGCAAGGGAGUCUUGGUGAAGAUGACAAAGAAGGAGAAGAAAGUGAUGCAGAGGAAAAACAAAGCCCAACAGGUAGUGACUCUGGUUCUCUGCAAGAGGAUUCAGGGUCUGAACCAAAACGAGCCUUGCCCUUUAGAAAGGGCCCCAACUUUACCAUGGAGAAAUUUCUAGAUCCAUCGAGACCUUUCAAGUGCACCGUUUGCAAGGAGUCUUUCACCCAGAAGAAUAUACUGUUGGUUCACUAUAACUCGGUGUCCCAUCUACACAAGGUGAAGAGGGCUCUUCAGGAGUCUACUACUGGUCAGCCAGAGCCCACUAGCAGUCCUGACAACAAGCCGUUCAAGUGUAGCACUUGUAAUGUGGCGUACAGUCAGAGCUCUACUUUGGAAAUCCACAUGCGCUCUGUUUUACACCAGACGAAAGCCAGGGCUGCCAAGCUUGAAGCAGCCGGAGGGAUCACCUGUUCCACCAGUUCUACUGGUGUGAGUAGCGGAGGGUCCAACAUCACCACUUCAACAUCAAGUCCCGCUCCAGUCAGCAACUCAACCACGAGCUCCAUGAACCAUAAUUCAUCAGGGUCUCAAGCAUCCCAGAAUGUUAUCGGGGGAAACCAUGUUGCUCAGACACACAACGCUGAAAACCUGGGUGGGUCAACUGUCACCCGUCAUCCUUCCCCGUGUGAUAACCACGAAUUAAAAAAGUCCAAAUAUGCUGAUUUGCUUUCUGCAAGGGGCCAACAGCAGCAGCUUCAACAACAACAGCAGCUUGCCCAGGCACAGGCGCAGGCGCAGCUCCAACAAGAACUCCAGCAACAGGCUGCUCUCCUGCAGUCGCAGUUGUUCAACCCAGCUCUUUUGCAGCAUUUUCCCAUGACAACAGAUGCACUUCUCCCCCUGCAACAGCAGCAGUUGUUAUUUCCUUUCUACAUCCCUGGAGCGGAGUUUCAGCUAAAUCCUGAGAUCAGCAUUGCCAAUUCAGCACUUGGCCUCGGAGGUUCCUCCACCUCCUCACUGUUGGAGGAUCUCAAAAGCUCAGCCCAGCAAGCCCAACAGAGCUGCUUGCAGCAGCAACUGAUGCACCAUCACCUUCAGCAGCAGCAGCAACAGGCUCAUUCACAAGCUCAGGGGCAAAUGGCAUUGUUGCAGCAGAGUGCAUCCUUAAUGCACCAGGUGGACAAAAAGCAGAGGCCUCCCUCCACAAAUAAUGACAAGGAACGAGAGAAGGACACUGCCGACAAACAUGAGGAUUAUGGAAACAGAGAUUCGGCCGACAUCAAGCCCAAAGACAAAGAAAUUCUCGCUUUGAACUUUAACCAAGACACAUCAGGCCUGCCUCCACCGAGGAUCGCCUCUGAUGCUCGUGGAAACGCAACUAAAGCUCUCUUGGAGAAUUUUGGGUUCGAGUUGGUGAUCCAGUAUAACGAGAACAAGCAGAAAGCCCAGAAAAAGAUAGCUGGGCCAGUAGGAUCGACAGGUCCAGGCGGCAUAACAAGAGUGGUGGACCCUAUUGAGGGAUUGGAGAAACUGGAGUGUGAGGCCUGUGGCAAGUUGUUUUCCAACAUACUGAUUUUAAAGAGUCACCAGGAGCACAUUCACCAGGCUUUCUUCCCGUUCCGAUCUCUUGAGAGGUUUGCCAAGGAAUACCGAGAGCAUUAUGAUAAACUCUAUCCAUUGAGGCCCCCAACACCAGAGGCUGCGCCAGCUCCUCAACCUCCUCCCCCACCACCACCUCCUCCUCCACCCCAAAGAGCUCCAACGCCAAAUAUCCCCGUCUCGGCUGCUUCGCUCACCCCCCCAACCGUACCCACACCGCAGCCCCCAGUUUCAAUCACACAAAUUCCAAUGCCAAUGGAUCUCCCACUUUUCCCGCCUCUAAUGAUGCAGCCAAUGUCUCUCCAGUCUUUGCCGACCCAGUUGCCUCCCCAGCUUCCAUCCGUCGAUACAGGCCUGGCAUCCGACUUGGCGCAACUCUAUCAACAGCAGCUUACACCGGCUAUGCUUCAGCAGCAGCAGAACAAGAGACCAAGGACACGAAUUACGGACGAGCAACUUCGAGUACUAAGACAGUACUUUGAUAUUAACAACUCUCCAAAUGAGGACCAGAUCAAAGAGAUGGCAGACAAGUCGGGACUGCAGCAAAAAGUCAUCAAGCACUGGUUUAGAAAUACCCUCUUCAAGGAGCGACAGCGGAACAAAGACUCCCCAUACAACUUCAAUAAUCCACCAACGACAACCCUGGAGGACACAAAGGUUGACUCGAAACCUCCUUCUCCUGAACCCCAGAAGCCGGAUUACUAUGGGAGUAAAAGGUCUUCCAGAACUCGCUUCACCGACUAUCAGCUAAGGGUCCUUCAAGAUUUCUUUGAUGCCAACGCAUACCCGAAAGAUGAUGAAUUUGAACAACUUUCAAACCUCCUGAGUCUCCCCACCCGGGUCAUCGUCGUAUGGUUUCAAAAUGCCCGUCAGAAGGCCAGGAAAAACUAUGAAAACCAAGGGGAUGGGUGUAAAGACGGAGAUAGACGAGAGUUGUCCAAUGACAGGUAUAUACGUACUUCAAAUCUGAACUACCAGUGCAAGAAAUGUAGUCUUGUUUUCCAACGCAUAUUUGAUCUAAUUAAACACCAAAAAAAGCUCUGUUACAAGGAUGAAGAUGAGGAUGGACAAUAUGAUAGCCAAAAUGAGGAUUCUCUGGAUCUCUCCCAUGAAUGUUACGCUCCCUCUGGGUCUUCAUGUCACACUCCAAUGCCCUCCUCCUCGAGUCUUUGCCCGCUGCCACCCUCAACGUCUGCAUUUUCUCACCACCCGUCCAACGAAAAAGAGGAAGCUUCUCCGGCUUCGACUUCCAAUCUUUGUGAUGAGAAACCCAAGGAUCUUACCGAUGAAGCACGUGAGACCCUGCCCACAAUCAAGCAGGAAAUCAUGCAUCAAACCCAAUCUGAGGCGCAGCACCAUCGACCACAGAAAGAGGAGAAGACCCCAAAUGCCUCAAAAGCCUUUAAACAUUCGUCCUUCUCACAACAACAGCAGUGUGGUUCGGCGGCCUCUCAGACAAGCCAGGCUCCAUCUCAAAGUUCCCAUCUGGGUCUAAAUCCACACCUGACCACUGGUGCACAGCAGCUGACUCAGCAGAUGAUACCCUACCAGUGUGAGCAGUGCAAGAUAGCGUUCCCCUCCUUUGAGCACUGGCAAGAACACCAACAGUUGCACUUCCUCUCUGUGCAAAAUCAGUUCAUCCACCCUCAGUUCCUGGACCGUGCCAUUGAUAUGCCUUUCAUGCUUUUUGACCCCAGCAAUCCCCUUCUGGCAGGUCAGCUACUGUCCGGGGCCAUGUCACAGAUUCCCAGCAGCUCUGCCACCUCACCUUCCACCCCCACGUCAACCAUGAACUCCCUGAAGAGAAAAUUAGAAGAUAAAGCGGGCACUAGUCCGGGAGAGAACGACAGCACAAACAGUGGAGAGGAGCCGCAGCGAGACAAAAGACUGAGAACCACUAUCACGCCUGAGCAGCUUGAGAUUCUCUAUCAGAAGUAUUUAUUAGAUUCAAAUCCAACUCGUAAAAUGCUGGAUCACAUUGCUCAUGAAGUUGGUCUGAAAAAAAGAGUGGUUCAAGUUUGGUUUCAAAACACCAGGGCACGGGAAAGGAAAGGCCAGUUCAGGGCUGUCGGGCCUGCACAAGCCCAUCGCAGGUGUCCCUUUUGCCGGGCUCUCUUCAAGGCAAAGACAGCUCUCGAGGCCCACAUCCGCUCCAGGCACUGGCAUGAAGCGAAACGCGCCGGAUAUAACCUGGCCCUCUCUGGCAUGCUGCCCGAACAGGAGGGGAUGCAAAUAAAAAUGGACGGUAUGGAAGCAUCGAGCUACUCCCAACUGGCCCCAUCAAAUAGUGACGGACAAAGCUCCUCCACCUCUCCAGUGAAUCGAGGCCUGGAUUUGUCCCCUCGCGCUCUGCUGAGCCCGUCAUCGAUAAAAGUUGAGGGCAUGGAAGAUUAUGAGAAUGCGGGCAUGUCUUCAGUGAGCCUUAGUUUUGAUCAGAACAAGCUGGAUAACGAUGACUGCUCCUCUGUAAACACGGCCAUCACGGACACGACCACGGGUGAUGAAGCUAAUGCAGAUAAUGACAGUGCUGACGUCAAGCACAGCCAAACUGGUGGCGAUUACCUGUCGAAGACUGGGGUAAAUAUCCCCAUGCUUGAAAAUGAAGACCAGCUGUCGUCAGGGUUAGUCAGCCCUGCCACAAGCUAUUAUACGAAGGACUACGAUAACGAACACAUCAUUGACCACAGUGAAACAUCCAGCCUGGCUGAUCCCUGCUCCCCAAGCCCUGGAGCGUCAGGCACCAGAAGCAUCGACAGCGGAGAUCGACCCGGCCAAAAACGCUUUCGAACCCAGAUGACUAACCUGCAGCUGAAAGUGUUGAAGUCUUGUUUCAAUGACUACAGGACCCCGACAAUGCUGGAGUGUGAGGUACUUGGCAAUGACAUCGGGCUUCCUAAAAGAGUGGUUCAGGUGUGGUUUCAGAACGCCCGUGCGAAGGAGAAGAAAGCAAAGCUCAACAUGGCCAAGCACUUUGGAAUCAACCAAACAUCCUACGAGGGCCCGAAGACUGAAUGCACUUUGUGUGGCGUCAAGUACAGCGCUCGGCUCUCUGUCCGCGACCAUAUAUUCUCCCAGCAGCACAUCUCCAAGGUGAAGGAUACUAUUGGCAGCCAGAUAGAUAAGGAAAAGGAGUACUUUGACCCCGCCACUGUUCGCCAACUUAUGGCUCAGCAAGAAAUGGACCGCAUCAAGAAAGCCAAUGAAGUUUUGGGAUUGGCACAGCAGCAAGCCAUGCAGCAGCAGGGGAUGUUCGAUAACCCCGCUAUGCAGGCCCUAAAUCUUCAGUCUGCCUAUCCAAAUCUGCAAGGCAUCCCGCCUGUUCUUUUGCCUGGUGUUGGAAGCCCCUCUGUCUCCAGCUUUAACUCAUCUAAUUCAGCUUUAACUCCUCCGAAACCUCAAAACCUCCUGAACAUGCCCGGUGCCGGCGUUCCCUCACCUAGCCUACCAACAUCUGGCUUGUCCAACAAGCCCCACUCCUCAUCGUCUCUUGCCUCAUCGAGCCCAGCCCAGACGACUACAUCUGCUGCCCCGUCGAACACCACUACCACUUCCAACUGCACUUCUUCAACCACACAGUCCAGUUCCCGACCUGAAGCACCCAAAGACCGCGAAGCGGAAAGGCUGAGAGAGAAGGAGAAGAGCAAGGAAAACGCAGAGAAGCCUCCGGCCCCUUCAUCGACGGGAAGUACCCCUGCUCCUUCCACCUCCGCUGCCAGCGCCAAGAAAGAAAAGCCAGACACAGCUGUACCUGCCACGUCUAUGCCUACACCUGGUAUGGAGUACGUCGUGGACCCGGCCCAACUCCAGGCCCUGCAAGCAGCUUUGGCAUCGGACCCGUCGGCGCUGUUAACAAACCAGUUCUUGCCCUACUUUAUGCCUGGGUUCUCCCCGUAUUACACUCCCCAGAUUCCUGGUGCACUUCAAGGGGGGUAUCUGCAGCCAAUGUAUGGUAUGGAAAGUCUCUUUCCAUAUAAUCCAGCGUUGUCCCAAGCACUGAUGGGCUUGUCUCCGGGGUCCCUGCUGCAGCACUACCAGCAAUAUCAGCAGAGUCUGCAGGAAGCACUCCAGCAGCAGCAGCGGCAGCUUCAGCAGAUUCAGCAACCCAAGACAAGCCAAACCCAAGUCUCCCCCCAAAACCAGAGGGAUCGCAAGGAAUCUGCCAAAGACCAAGUGAAAACUGAGGAGAAGAAGGACGGUCCCCACAAUGAACCCACCAUGUCCUCCUCUUCUCAUAGCAUAGCAGCAUCCGAGCAGACUGACAGUGAUGACAAAGCUGUGGACUUGCAUUUCAAUCAAUUCAUCGUCCCCAAGGUGCAGUACAAGUUGGCGUGCCGCAAAUGUCAAGCGACUUUUACCAAGGAGGACGCGGCCAUUUCGCAUCUGAAAUCCACCUGCUGCUUUGGCCAACCCGUGGCAAAUCUGCAAGAGAUGCUGCUGCGCGUCCCCAGCGGCGCAGGUGCUGGAAGUCUCUACGACUGCCUGGCUUGUGAAACGACGCUGGAUGGGGAGAAAGCACUCAGUCAACACCUGGAGUCGGCAUUGCACAAACAUAGAACAAUCAAGCGAUCCGCCAGAAAUGCCAAAGAGCACGCGACUAGUUUAUUACCUCACUCUUCAGCCUGCUUCCCCGAUCCUAACACCGCAUCUACCUCGCAGUCUGCCACUCAUCCCAUCAGCAGCCCAUCUCCCCAGCCGACAACUUCAGCCACCAUGCCAUCCUCUGCGACGUCCUCGUCAGUGUGCUCCUCUUCCUCCACGCCACAGAACACCACAGCUGCCGGCACUCCCUGGCCCCAGGCCCCUUUCUCCAGAGCUUUAGCUGGGAAGCCCAACAUCAGUCCAUCCUCUUCUUCCUCCUCCGCGUUUCCUCCAGUGUCCUCACCUUCAACGGUUACCUCAAGUUCAUUGAGCACCUCAGGAGUUCAAACCUCGAUACCAACAGACGUCUUUACUGACGAGUCUGACUCUGACAGCAGUCUCAAGUCAGCAGACAGGCUGGGCAGAACGGCAGAGGAGCCACAGCAGCCUGGCUUUGUCAAAGACAGUAGUAGUUGUAGUAGUAAACUUGCUAGUGUAGAAAUAGACUCCAUCAGAUUGUAAAAGAGCUUUCAGUGAUGGACAAUAUUUAAAAAUAAAAAUUGAAAAAAAAGACAAAAAAAUCACAAAUGGAAAAAAAAACCACACAAAAAGCAGCGAUGUUAAAAAUACAGUAAAGGUAUACAAAACCAAUUUCAGAAAAAAAAAAUGUGUAAAGACUAACUGCAAUUCCAAAGCUUGUAACCAAAAAUUUCAAUGUUAGUGGAUUGUUUUCCCAUAUCAACAUGCUGGUUUUCAUUUCACCCCCUUGUUUGUUUCGUCCAAUUGAAACGUGUGUAUAAACAGAGUGGGUUUCCUGCAAAUAUGAUUUGGACGUUGGUGGAGGAGAGCUGUACUGUGAGGCGAUGAAUUCCCUCCAAGUCCCCUUUGAAGAAAAAUGAGUCGAUAUCCCUCCGACCUUUUGUUUGAGAAGAAUCUUCUUACUAGCACAGUCACACAAAGCCAGUAUGUACUGUAUGGGAGAAUAGUCUAGUCAAGCAUUCAGAUACCAAUGGCUUGUAAAAGUAAAGGAAUGAUGUAAUAUCUAUUUUAUUCUCAGGUCAACAGGUCACUGUUUUUUUUUUCUGUUGCAGAAAUUCAUGUUUUAAACAUUUGUUUUUGAGCAGGACAGUUUUAUUUCCGGAUGUGAAAUUGUUCCAAUUCUAAAUGGGCAUUCGCGUGAAUUAUCAGCUUUGACUUUGGCGGUCCGAACGGUGCAAACACAGUCCAAUUUGACCCAGACAGCAGCGAGCAUUGCAGGCGAAAGAAGUGAGAGGGGAAUCCAACCUUCUGUAUUUAUAAUAGAUAUGAAAUGACUUUGGUGUUGGGUAGACUGUUGCAUUGGAAAUGGCUUUACACGAGAUGAAAAAAGAAAAUGUACAUUUAGCUUUUGUCUUGUCUACGGUUGAGACACCUCAUGUGAUUUUGUCGAGGUCAUUCCAAUUAGACUAGAACACGGGCGAGUAAUUUAUCUAAAUUUUAUGUCUCUUGUUCUCAACGUGUUGGGAAACUCUUAUCCAAAUGCCCCUCCUGAAAACGCAGGAUCGUCUUUAUUAACUAUUUAAUCCUUUAUUUUUAUUCGAUUUGGUUGAUAUGAAAUCAAACAGAUCAAAAAUGAAAUAAUGACGUUUUAAUUUUAUUGACGUUUGUUCUACCUUUGUGCACUUAUCACUGUCUGACUACGUUUUCUCACUUUACUAGUUUGUUCGCACUUACGUUCGCACACCUCCUGUGUUUGUAGAUAUGUACACUACGAAGCAGGCGUGUUGUUCUUCACAUGACGUGGCUACAGUCUUUUUUUUUUUUUUUUUUUUUCAUUUUGACGUUGCUGUAAAUGAAAAUGAAAAAGAAUACUAAUAAUUCUCACGCUUUAAGACGAAAAGAAAAUCCAAAGACGAAACGCUUUCACCAUUGGUGCAUAAAAACGACAAAAGAGGCUUCUUUAUACUUGAGGAUUUGUUGCUGUUUUUAAGAGGAGAAGAUUUAAAAGAUAAAGGAGUACGCAUCAGAGUUGCCGACUUUGCUUCUUUGCGAGCAUCAUGGUGGCUUUUUUACGUCAAUACCAAAAACCAAAAAGGGCCCUCGUCCUUGCAUUGUGGAGUAGCACCGUUACAGAGCCAUUGCAGUUUGUAAGAUAGAGGUAUAAAUCUUUCUUUGACUUCACAUCCAUUUUUAAAAACAAAACGAAAAAGAAAAUGUGUGAGGUCUGGACUUCAAGACGUACGUUUUGCUGCUAAUGUAGAAUUUUUAAUAAAAUAAAAAUGAAAAAAAAAAAAGAAAUAAACCUAGAUGCAUGCUCUUUUUGCUUUUUGGCUUAGCUUUAACUAAAACAGACAAUAAACCAAUUUCUUGCCUCUGCAACACCUGUUUUUUUGUUUUUUUUUCUUGUUGCGAAAACGGAACUUUGAAGACUGUGAAUAUAUAAAUAUAUAUAUCUUAUGUUCCAAAGGACGUUUUACUGAUCUUUUUGAACAGACCAAUGUUUUAAGCCAAUGACGUUUGUAAAGAGCAGUGCAUUCCAAAUAUCAUUUUUCUUAAGCAAGGACUGAUCUUUUUUCCUUUCUAUUUGACUUAUAUUCAUUGUUAAAAAAUCUAUUUUUCUUAUUUUAAAGUAAAUGGAAACAUUUCGAUCGUUAAACGAUGUGGCAUCCGUGUCUCGUUCGUGCGCCGGAUUGGAGCGUUGCUGAAUAGUCCUGCGUUCAGUCGCCGUUCACUCAUGAAGCAAGUCAUAGAGGUAACCAAAAAUGUAUAUAGUACACCGGUACUGAUGCGUCUCAUAGGUUUAGUAACUUAGUCUCAGAGGGAAAACAAUGGCUUUUGAACGGAGGAGGUGCUUCCUGACUAAUCCACCAGUGACUGCGUGUACGCAGGGGGCGACACCUCCACACCUGAGGGACAUCUUCAUUCCAAAGCAUUAUAUCUGGUAGGAAGGAGGAUUCUUGAAGGUGUCCCUUCACCCAAAACAGCCUGGAAGUCCAAAGAAGUAACUUCAUCUGAAUGCAAUGGAAGUGCAACACCACCCCACUCUGCAACACUCUCGCGAAAACCUAACUUAAGUUUCAUUUGCCCGCAACUACCUACAAGCUAAUCUGGAAAAAGAUUUGAGGUCAAUGAAAAACACGCUACUUUCCAAAAGUCUCGAAGAAAAAAAAGUGUCAUGUAAUUAAUAUUAUUUUUUAAGUUAUAUCCGUCAAAUUAUAAUUUUAAUAUGCCGUAUAUUUUAUUUUGUUAUUAUUUGUUCCCAAUUCUAUAUAUAUAUAUAUGUAUAAUUUUUUUUUCAAUCAUGAAUGAGCUUUAAAUUUGGGUUUCUGAUAUCAAUGAGCAAAAACGAAACUCGGUCCCGGCCACUUUACGGUGUGAUAAUGGUUUCUAUUUAAUGAGUGUCUCCAUUAUUUUAUGUUCUCUCCCAUGUGUAACCGUUCCUGGGCUCUGCUGCUGCAGCGUCAGCGGCACAGCCAGCCAGCAUGGACUGUGAGUGACUUUGUAUGUUUGUGUGUCUGUUCUAUCCUGUAAGAGCCAGCAUCAAAUGAUUUGUUUUCUAUUUGCCUUUUUGUACAUUACACACCAAAACCAAACUGAACCACGAGGCUGGAGUGUGAGCAAUGUUCUGACGUGCGACGGCGCCGAAGCAGUUCUUAAUCCAUGAAUGUGGCGAAGCUGUGUGCGGUCCAAACAAGCCAACAAUUAAAGUUGUGUCCCAUUCAAUUGUCUAUUUUAUUGUGACACUAUUGUAGAUAUCUGAAUCUGCCCGCUGUUUUAUUCGACUUUUACCUGGAGAGUGAGAUGGAACAAGGUUUUUGCUGAGGUCAUCUUUUCACCCACUGUGAAAACUAUUGUGUACCUGUAUACAGAUAUAGAUAUAUUUAAAGUAAGACAUCUCUUUUUUUUUCCCUUCCUUUCUGCAAUGAAGAAAUGAAUAGCAAAUGACUGUGGAAAGCUUUGGAGAUAUUAGCAGGAUGCGAGAGGCUGUGGGCGCACCACAACUGGCGAUGGGAGCCAGGCACAGGCUCAAAACAGCUUUAAACUCCCCCACCCUCACCCCCACCCCCACCCCCUAGUGGAUAACUGAGGUUUCUGCAAAGGCAAUGAACUCUGGAUCCAAUGGACACAAGUGUGACUCUGAAACUCAAGCGGCUCCAGCAGCCUCUUUCUACCUUCUGUCUGUCUCUUUCGUUCCUUCCGAUCUGCCUCUGCUUCUGCUCUUUGAUGGACCGUUUUCCACAUUUCAGGACAGGAUGGACAGAAACGCUUGCUUAUCUCACACCUCCCUGUUCACGUUGCUACCUGUUUCAUUUUCUGACGCUCGUCUCUGCUGGACAAGCGAAGCUUUCCAGCCAGACGGCGUCUCACUCCUCUCUCUCUCUCUGUGGAUGAUGUAAUCUAGGAAUAACAAUAAAACCAACAGAGAGGGGGCGGGUCCUUCUUGGAGAGACGGUGAAACACUGAGAAAAAAAAGCGCAUUAACCAAAAUUAAACAACCAAACUAACAACCAAACAACCGUUGGCUCCCACUUUAAAGAUGAACUUUUACGUGGAGCCCUGUUUCUUUUGUGACUUCUGGUGCCACAAAGUUUUUUUAUGCUUUUAGGAUCUUUUUUUUUUUUUUUUUUCCUUGACUUUCUCCUCCUUCGAGCCUCAUAAGCAUGGCUCUGUGGCUCCUGUCAGCCCACCCGAGGGUAGAAAAAAACAGCCUUGCAAUGUACAAAAAAGAGCAAGUUAAACCAAAAAUGUUGUUCUUGAUGUCUUUUCUAUACUGUAGUCUUGUUAGCUUUUUUGUUACUGUAAUUAUAUGAUGAAGAGUUCCAAACUGUACCAAAUGACAUGGAAACUAACACACAUACAACCACAUGGAACUUCAGACUUUUAAAGAAACUUUUGUCACACAACCUUGUUGUCCUAGUUAAGUUGAUUGUAGAUGGUAAUUGAAUAUACUCCUUUGAAAAUAUUUCACCAAGUAUGUUUCUUGCUCAUUGUGAUACAUUAAAAAAGUAUGAG
Messenger RNA from Synchiropus splendidus (mandarinfish), 16817 nucleotides. It is a transcript of the gene zfhx3b, whose product is annotated as zinc finger homeobox 3b. Bases 849 to 12347 code for a protein of 3832 amino acids. NCBI's taxonomy places the organism in Eukaryota, Metazoa, Chordata, Actinopteri, Syngnathiformes, Callionymidae. Gene Ontology annotation, molecular function: DNA-binding transcription factor activity, RNA polymerase II-specific; zinc ion binding; RNA polymerase II cis-regulatory region sequence-specific DNA binding. Gene Ontology annotation, cellular component: nucleus. Gene Ontology annotation, biological process: regulation of neuron differentiation; brain development; regulation of transcription by RNA polymerase II. The record is from RefSeq and is a predicted model, not a curated record. The transcript has 15 exons.